This is a messenger RNA of Umbelopsis ramanniana AG, 1270 nucleotides long. RefSeq lists its product as uncharacterized. NCBI's taxonomy places the organism in Eukaryota, Fungi, Mucoromycota, Umbelopsidomycetes, Umbelopsidales, Umbelopsidaceae. Gene Ontology annotation, cellular component: fungal-type cell wall; plasma membrane. The transcript has 4 exons. The record is from RefSeq and is a predicted model, not a curated record. Gene Ontology annotation, biological process: fungal-type cell wall organization. Bases 1 to 1185 code for a protein of 394 amino acids.
AUGAAAGCCAUCAUCAAAUGCAUUACACUUGCUGCGUUGGUUAGUUUCGCAACAGCCUUGGAUUGUAGCACCGAUGUUGUGAUCAAAAGCCAAGCCGAUAUCAAAGCCCUUGGUACAUGCCAGGUAUUCGCAGGAAAAAUCACAGUCUCCCAGGUUCCUAUAGAAGAAUUGGACUUUACUGGUCUUCAGGAAGUUCGCGGUGAAAUGCUUUUCACCGACAUCAACUCUGUCACUAAGGUUUCUUUGCCUGACCUAAAAGUAGUGUCAGGAGGGCUGAAGUUUGAAAGUGUUCGGGACCUCCAUGCCAUUUCCAUGCCUAAACUCAUUGCGGUCGGUAACUUUGUUCUUUCUACCGCACCCGCCUUAACUACCUUGGAGUUCUCUGCCGGCCUAUCUCAAGCAAAUGCAAUCACCGUUUCUGAUACCACCGCAACCGAAGUCCGAGGUAUCAAUGUUGCAAAGGUCCAAACUUUGAUCGUCGACAACAAUCAUUAUUUAAAGAAUGUCAACUUGAGCAGCAUUACUGAUAUAAAUGACUCUGUCAGAAUUGCUGCGAACGCUCCAGGAUUCAACGUUGACCUCAGCAAUCUCCAAACCUUGAAGUCUGCUGAUUUCCGAAAUAUCGAAAACAUUUUGCUAUCCAACCUCAAUAAGAUUGAUGGUGACUUGACGUUCAUCUCGAACACCUUCAGUAGUCUCGAUAUUCCUAAGCUCAAGACCGUUGCGAAGACGAUCACCAUUGGUAGCAGUAAUAAUUUGAGCAAACUUGGGAUGCAAGAGUUAACCUUUGUUGGAGGUGCUUUGAGCGUGGGAGACAACCCACACCUGACUAUUAUUGAUUCCUUCCCAAAACUAAACGAGGUUGAUGGAACCGUUGAUAUCACUGGAGGGUAUGACGAUCUUCAAUUACCUUCUCUUACAGAUGUACGUGGAGGAAUGAAUCUGCAAACUUCCAGCAAGCAAUUUUCUUGCGACGGAGUGAACAAAGUACGAACCACGGUCGUCAAGGGAAAUUCCUAUUUAUGCAAAUCUGCUGUCGCCAACCCCACAUCCACUAUACAAGGUGUUGGAAAACUAGGCAAAGGUGAUAGUAUUGGUGCUGCCAGCUCGGGUUCCCAAACAGCAUUAUUUACCAUCGUCGAACUCGGAGUUACAUCUUUGUUCGUAGCCAUGAUGCUCGCUUAAAUUAGUUGUCAGGAUAAACAAAAAUCAUUAAUGGUAGUAGAGCAUGCUCUGCUAUGUAAUUUGCUUUUCGAAAUCAAGCAUGAGG